Pecten maximus is the source of this 2221-nucleotide messenger RNA. RefSeq lists its product as uncharacterized. Gene Ontology annotation, biological process: protein O-linked glycosylation via mannose. The coding region runs from base 281 to 2116 and encodes 611 amino acids. The record is from RefSeq and is a predicted model, not a curated record. Lineage: Eukaryota; Metazoa; Mollusca; Bivalvia; Pectinida; Pectinidae. The transcript has 2 exons. Gene Ontology annotation, cellular component: Golgi apparatus.
UGGACGAUUUGAUAAAUGACGUCACCAGUUCAUAUAUAUGAAUGAAAAUCCACCUCGACAAACAUAUACAGUAUUCGUUUUAUCUUGUGUACAUAGUUAUGAGAUAAGAAAUCCGGGGACAACGAUACAAUAUCAACCUGGCCAUUUCUGCAUGUGUAUAACUUGUGCUUUUGUGAAAACUACGUAAGUAACGGCUGGAAAGGAUAUUAACACCAUCCUCUCGCUUCCGAAGAUACAGCUGAUAUCAAAAGGAUUACAGUGACCACAAAGGGGACACACGAUGCAGACAAUCUACCUGAAAUGGUAUGUGGUUGGUACGGUCCUCUCGCUUCUCAUCUUCCUGUUGAUUACCAUUCACGUGCACAUGAAGGACAGCAUUGUGACACGAAAAGUUAGUCACUGGAAAUUGCGACCAUUGAGAAAAGAAAACUCAAUUCUAGGUGAUGGUCCUUCUGAGAAUCAGAAACAGGACUAUAUCAAAUCUAAAUUGAUCGAAGUGGCACAAUUGGUACAAACAGCCAAAGUCCAUGUCCGCGGAACAAAGUCUGGUGAUGCUCUGAGGAGUGCUGUGAGUGUUAUAGAUGAUAUGUUGCGUGCCUUUGAUUUAAAUUUUGCAUCAGUGACUCGCCGAGCAGUACAAGAAUCUCAAAGUGUGUGCCCAGAGAUAUACAAAGGAUCUACUUUCGGUUACCCUUUCUUUUACAAUGGAUUCGAACAAGUCAGUUGUGGCCACCGGGUAGCCGAGGAAAAGCUGGUUACUGUGGUAAUACAACUCGAUCAUUUUCAAGUAAAUAAUAUUACUACACUUUUAAACGAUGUUAUUAAAUAUAACAGGAACAUGUCCGUGAUCGUGGGUGUAUACACUGAAGAGUUCGAUCAGUUCCAAAGUAACACGUAUUCUAGAGUUUUGUUCAAAACUUACAAUCGCGCAAAAAGUAAAGGUCACAUAUGGAACAAUCUUAUUGAGCAUGUGCAAACGCCAUACGUUUUGGUCGCUCGCGAUUUAAUCAUGUUUAACAAUGACACCAGGUUACAUCGCCUCAUUCGCGAGAUUGAACGUCUUGAACUUACUUCCGCUGGUGGUGCAUCUCGGGAUUCCAAUGGAUACUGGGAAUUAGGUUGUCUGCAACGAGCCUACAAGAACCACACGCUUGUGUACGAGGGAGGUUAUCAAGAAUCCAUUCACGAGUGUGUAUUUUGUGACCAAGUAGAAAGUGCAUUUGUUAUAAGUAAAACGAUAGUUUCGAAAGUAAAAUUUGAUGAAAGUAUUUCAGGUGAAGGUAUGUGGGAGGAUUUUUUCCUGCGAGCUGGUGGCGAGUCUGUCGUCUGUCCGGAUGCUAUGUUUUAUAUUAAUAGAACGAGUAAGAGCUCCAGAGUGUCAGAUUGGAAAGCAUUCGGAGAGAAAUACGAUCUGAAAAAACUUAAAUUUUUAUCUUCAAAGUUGGAACUGGAUUUUGGUUGUUCGGGAUCGAUUGGUUGUUUUAGGGGAACAGGGUUUUCCGUAACACCGUGCUGUCUGGAAGAGCUGGCAAUUUUAGUGACCUUUAUCAUGAACGCAUGCGCAAAAGCGGGAGUGAUAUGUGAGCUGCAAGAGGGGACAUUACUCGGAGCUGUUAAACUCCAGAAGGUUUUGCCGUGGGAAAGGGACGCUGAUAUUACAUUCCUUACAGCUAAUUAUUCACAAUUUCAAAACAUCAAGAAUAUUUUUGGAAAUGCUGGAUAUUCUUUUCAUGACGGGUCGUCUUUGUGGUGUUGUGUCGACAAUCGAACGGCUGGUGGGAAAUUUAAAAUUUCCAGUAAGCAUUGGCAUGCCGAGUUAUAUGGCCAACACAUUAUGGAUUCUGAGUUACUAAGACGCAAAUCACUGAUGCCCACAAAAUUGUUAUUCCAUGGCGGGUGGGUCAACGUGCCAAGAAACCCGGGACUGCACGUGAGAAAUAGGUACGGACAUGAGGUGUAUGCUCAUUCUCAACACUGGUUAGCGACCGGGAAGUCAUCAGGCUGGAUCAAUUACGAAACUCAGUCAUUUACAAAAUGUCCCAGAACAGGAUCUCACAAUUGUUUAGAUCGCUAUAACAGUGAUGGUAACAUCCAGUUUAUAGAUCCCAUUCCAUAAAUAAGUAAUACAUAACACACAUCCAACCGUAACAAGAUAUGUAAUACAUAACACACAUCCAACCGUAACAAGAUAUGUAAUACAUAACACACAUCCAACCGGUAA